AUGCCUGGGCUCAAUGAAAUUCUUAGUGAUCCAGAGGUUCUCGCAGCCAUGCAGGAUCCAGAAGUUAUGGUGGCCUUCCAGGAUGUGGCCCAGAACCCAGCAAAUAUGUCAAAAUAUCAGAGCAAUCCAAAGAUCAGGAAACUCAAGGACAGGGAGCUGAGUGCUGUCGUGGAGUUCACUGAUUGGAGCAGUGAGUCUGCGCUUGAUACCAUACAAGGAUUCUGCACCGACUCUUCUGUGGCUGGCCUGCCCUUCCUCAUCAUUGAGACAAGCACCAUCAAGCCUUACCACCGAGGGUUUUACUGCAAUGACGAGAGCAUCAAGUAUCCCCCGAAAACCGGUGAGACGAUAAACGAUGCCGUGCUCUGCGCCGUGGGGAUUGUCAUCGCCAUCCUCGCGAUCAUCACUGGGGAGUUCUACCGCAUCUACUACCUGAAGGAGAAGUCCCGGUCAACGAUUCAGAACCCCUAUGUGGCAGCCCUCUAUAAGCAGGUGGGCUGCUUCCUCUUCGGCUGUGCCAUCAGCCAGUCCUUCACAGACAUUGCCAAAGUCUCCAUAGGGCGCCUGCGUCCUCACUUCCUGAAUGUCUGCAACCCCGAUUUCAGCCAGAUCAACUGCUCCGAGGGCUACAUCGAAAACUACAAAUGCAGAGGUGACGACAGCAAAGUCCAGGAGGCCAGGAAGUCCUUCUUCUCUGGCCACGCCUCCUUCUCCAUGUAUACUAUGCUGUAUCUGGUGCUGUACCUGCAGGCCCGCUUCACUUGGCGAGGGGCCCGCCUGCUCCGGCCCCUCCUGCAGUUCACCCUGAUCAUGAUGGCCUUCUACACGGGACUGUCGCGCGUGUCCGACCACAAGCACCAUCCCAGCGAUGUGCUGGCAGGAUUUGCUCAAGGAGCCCUGGUGGCCUGCUGCAUAGUUUUCUUUGUGUCCGACCUCUUCAAGACCAAGACGACACUGUCCCUGCCUCCCCCGGCUCUCCGGAAGGAAAUUCUUUCACCUGUGGACAUUAUUGACAGGAACAAUCACCACAACAUGGUGUAGGUGCCGCCCACCUCCUGAGCUGUUUUAUAAAAUGACUGCUGACAGCAAGUUCUUGCUGCUCUCCAAUCUCAUCAGACAGUAGAAUGUAGGGAAAAACUUUUUGCCCAACCAAUUUUAAAAAGGAAAAAAAAAAAAAAGUCUUACUUUGUGGCCUUCCAAAAUAGGUAGCGUUCACCUAUGUGGAAACAGCAGCAAACUAACACCAAGUGCCGAAAUCCUGGAUGUGCAAUUGGUUUUAAGUGUUCAUGUUCUAGUGAACACGGGCUUGUUCUGGAACAAACACUAAAAUGAUUUGCGUAGAGUCUGCCAGUCAGCCUUGUGACCCGAGGAAUCCCAGGCCUGUGAGAAAAGCUCAGAUUCACUUCGUAGCACGCAACGGCAGAAAUAGCCCUGAAUCAAGAGAAUAGCCAUUGGGGGGCUCCUCUCUCGUGUCCCUCUGUCCACCCCACUCUGUUCUAUACUGUGACUUCGGUUCAGGAAGUUAAAUACAAGGAAGGAGCAAGUUUUCUAAGCCAGGUGAUUCGAUCCUGAGUGCAAGCUCCUAGUCCUGAGGCCUCGGCCCUCACUCCCGCGGCCCACAGGCCAGCAACCACAGCCCCUCGCUUUAGUGAUUAGGAGACUCUUUGUGGAUGAGUGAAUUUCACAAAUAGCACCAUUUCAGAAGAGGUCGAGGGUGCUGGCCCUCACUGGUCUUCUCUGGCCGCAUCACGCGGUGAUGGGGGGGACGUCAGCUGCGGGAUGCUGCGGUUGUGUUCACUAGUCACCCAGCACCUGCACACUUUCGGUAACAGUUAGCUUCGCUCACUGCUGCUCCCUCGAAGCCCUUGCUGUGUGCCCACCAGGGUUUCCUGGGAGGGUCCCGACAGAGCAAAGGCGUGCUCUGCCACCAGCUGAUGGAAAGCAGCCUUACACCCAAGAGACGUGGGAGCAAAGGGGCAAGAAUGAAAAACUCACCAGCCUUUUGGCUACUCGAAGUCAGAAUGAGCCAGAGUAGCAGACGGUCUCAUGCCUGACAGGCUACCCUUCCAGAUCUCGGAGCUGACGAGGGUCUCUGUGGGGGCUGCUCUUGCUAAGCUGUGUAAAGCACUAUUGUCUUGGGGUUGAUCUCUAGGGCAGUUCUUGGUAGGUUCUGCUGGGCAGAACACAUGGGUUAAAUCUCCGUAGAGUUUUUCUCAUCCUCUCUCCAUAAGUGUCCUUCUAAGCAAGGCCCCACUCUAGGCAGUAGACAGGGAUCCUUUCUACUGAACCUUUGAGGAAAGGAGGAAGGAAGAAAGGCUUUCCGAUGGCGGAUGCAGACCUUUCAAAGGGCUAAAUGUAACCACAUGGAUCAACCACAUGCACAUCCUCACUACAGAAGUCGUCCUUUCAUUUCAACUCCUAGCAAGCUAUGAUUUUUAUAUAUAAAUAUUAUAUAAAUAAUGUAUAAAACAUUAAAAGUUAACUAUGUAAGAUAUUAUUUCUGAAACAAUUUUAGCUAUAUCCACUAUGAUUAUAAACUGUGUCUCGACCUGUGUUAUUUACAUUAGCUGCUUAAAAAAGCAUUGAGUUAAUUUUUUUUUUAAUAUCAACUAAAAUAUUGUAGUUCCGUGGUAGACCUUGUUUUACAAUGAAAGAAAUAACUGCAACUAGAGAAAACUGUAUGAAAACAUUAAAGUGUCAGUAUUUUUGUAAGGUUCCCAUUUUUUGUAAAGAGAAUAAUAUUCAAAGACUUUUGUAGAAUACAAAGUGAAAACUUGUAUCUGCGAAACUAUCCUUGUAUUAAAUGUGCUUUUUAAAUAAAAGCUCAUAACACAACUAA
Molecule: messenger RNA, 2839 nt
Organism: Leptonychotes weddellii (Weddell seal)
Lineage: Eukaryota; Metazoa; Chordata; Mammalia; Carnivora; Phocidae
Source: RefSeq, a predicted model, not a curated record